Molecule: messenger RNA, 2011 nt
Organism: Cladophialophora immunda
Lineage: Eukaryota; Fungi; Ascomycota; Eurotiomycetes; Chaetothyriales; Herpotrichiellaceae
Exons: 2
Coding region: 472-1635 (387 amino acids)
Biological process (GO): carbohydrate metabolic process
Molecular function (GO): hydrolase activity, hydrolyzing O-glycosyl compounds
Source: RefSeq, a predicted model, not a curated record
CCUCACAGACACAGCGACAAACCUGCAUCUCGACACACCUAGCCACAAAGAGCAACAGGAUGCUGAUCCUAGCCACGCUCGUUGACAUCCGCAAUGGCAUUUUGUCCUGUUUCGUCUGAUCCUCGUGCCUAGGUCUGGGCCCUCGGACCAGCCAGCCGCAACUGGCAUUUGCCUCCAUCGAUCGUCCUGGCAAUGGCAUGCAGCAUUCAUAUGCUAGUUGCUCUUGUCUAUGAGCUUGUUUUUGCGCGCUACGCUCUGUUUGUUUCAAACCUUCUGUCGUGGAUGGCGACAGAGGCGGCUUCGAAUGCGCCAUGGCUCCAAUCCGACAUAGCUUCUAUGGCAUGCUUUGCAUUCUGAAUGGCGCACACAUUCCUGGAGCUGACUUCAUAAAAGCGCCACUUACCGGCAGCAUGCACCUCCCCUAAACCUAGUCAGAGGAACUGAACGGCAGCCGCCAAUGAGCCGAGAAACAUGACCGAUCCCAGCCCUGCUGAGCGCAGCUCACUGUUGUCCGGCCCCAAAAAGAACAAAUGGCUCCAGGAGUCCGACUUCUCUGCUCAUCGAGCUUUUCUUACUGUCUUCCGUCGUCGUCACUUGGUUUUCUUCAUAAUGUUCCUCACGUCGUUCAUUUUCUUUGCUUGCCUGGCCUGGUCCUUGGCCGCUCCACAGCACAAGCGUCAGGCAAGCGGUCCAGUCAUUGGUACAAACUUUCAGGAUCCCUCGGUCGUUCAAUUAGACGACGGAAGCUAUAUUGCCUAUGCCGGCGUCAAUGGGAAUCCGGCCGGGAUUAAUGUCUUGAUCGCUACUUCUCCAGAUUUCUCCAGCUGGACCGUUCACUCAGGCUACGAUGCCUUGCCAAAUCUUCCUUCCUGGGCGGCCUCGCCUCCACAUGUAUGGGCUCCGGACGUGACUCAACUGGACAAUGGCAACUUUGUGCUAUACUAUUCGGUAACAAUGGCCGAGUCUCCAGCAAAGCACUGCGUUGCAGCAGCAACCGCCUCAAAUCCGGAAGGGCCGUUCACGCCCGUCCAGACGCCGCUGUUCUGUGAUCUCACAGCUGGCGGGGCCAUUGAUGCAGAUGGUUUCAACGACCCUGCAACCCACCGGCAGUAUGUCAUCUACAAGGUGGAUGGCAACUCUAUCGGCAACGGUGGCGCGUGCUCGAAUUCUGUCAAUCCCAUUGCACCCACCCCCCUCAAUCUCCAAGAGGUUAAUCCGGACGAUGGGUAUUCUUUCAUUGGUGGCAGCACCACGGUUUUGUUGAACGACCCAGACGAUGGGCCCAAUAUUGAAGCGCCCUCAUUGACGUACGAUGCUUCUUCUGGGACGUACAUUCUGCUGUACAGUUCCCGGUGCUUUACGACUGCCCCAUACAACAUCAGAUACGCGACCAGCAACAGUGUCUACGGCCCUUACACCAAGCAGACAAAUCCGUUCCUGGCGACUGGGGGCACAGCCGCGAACGUUUACAUCCCUGGGGGCAUUGACAUUACCAAGGACGGCAAAUUAGCCGUCUUCCACGGUGACGUGAACAUGGGGUGGUUCGCAGGCGACGGAACAGCGCGAGUACGAGCGAUGUAUGCCGUUGAGCUUUCCCUCGGAAACGGUGUUGUUAGCCCGGGGACACUGUACUGAGAAAGAGCAAUCCGAUUCGUGCUUGACCGCAGCCCCUACGAAGGAAAGCACAGAUUGUUACGUGACAAGAGAAACGACAUGAACGACGGAAAAAGGAGAAACACAAUUGGUCGAUGUAGUGCAUCUGUACAAAAGACAUUCGUUUCGAGCCUGAUUUCGAGCGUUUUAUAUAGAUCUUCACUUGAUUCUUGUUGACGUGGAGGGAGUUGAUGCAGGAGAAAGGGGUAGUUUGGGGGCCGACAAACAAAAGGAGGCACAGCCUGAUGGUGGGGGGUUUGGCUGUAGCAUUCGCUUGGGGGGUUUUGGAACACAUGAACAAUUAGCGGGACCUGGAAUAGUUUCAGCCUUGAUAAUGAGAUGUUUUGUUUCCUUCUUC